GUGCUUUCUUUAUUUGGAUGUGUUUAGUAGGGGGGAAAUGUUUUAAAUUGUAGAGAAAUUGGGGGUUUUUGGCUCUUAAUCCUUUGCCUUUACUCCAUGUAACCAGUCCUUGGAGUUACUAAUUAGUGAAGGCCACAUUUUCUCCACCAUUGACAAGCAUUUCUGGUCCACUACGGGCUAGAGAAUGUCUUCUGUUGUUUCAGGUCCACUUACAUGAAUGGCUAUUGGAAUUUGUUUAAUAAAACAGAACAUUUUGGUUUAUCAACAUGCAUGACUGAUACUUGUGAUGGGACCAGUUCUUUAGAAUGUAUUUGUUUAUUUAUUAUUUACACUCAAAUAGGGAGAUUUUGGGAAAUGUGUUAACUGCCCUUGUUUUAUUUUGUUUGAGGUCCUCAAUGGUAUGUGACAGCUGAUGCACAGUGUAAAAUGUUGAUUGGCUAAACGAACACAUGCAAUGAAAAUAAAUCAUUUUACUGUCUUGAUUAGUAAAAUAAUCAACAACAUGGUGACAAACUUCCACAAUUUUAUCUAAACUUCAAAAUAACAGUAGGCUAAUUUUCAAUAAAGUAUUUCAUCAUAAACUACGAUACCCAGCUUUCUACAGACUAACCUGAAGUCCUCACUUUCCCAGCAUUCACUAGUGCACGGUGUAAGAUGGCAGCAAACUCAAGCACUAACACGCCUCUUUUUGACUGCCCGUCAUGGGCAGGGAAACCUCCCCCUGGACUUCAUCUAGAUGUUGUGAAGGGAGACAAGCUAGUAGAGAAGCUAAUCAUUGACGAGAAGAAAUAUUAUCUGUUUGGGCGGAAUCCAGACGUGUGUGACUUCACCAUAGACCACCAGUCGUGUUCGCGUGUCCACUCAGCCCUGGUCUACCACAGACACCUCAAGAGGGUUUUCCUGAUCGACCUCAACAGCACUCAUGGUACAUUUCUCGGUCAUAUCCGUCUGGAGCCCCACAAGCCCCAGCAGGUGCCCAUCGACUCCACUAUGUCGUUCGGGGCGUCCACACGGGUCUACACCCUGAGAGAGAAGCCCCAGCCCCAGAUCAGCACCAUACCUGGGGGAGAGGUGAAGGCAGGGGAGGAUGAGGAGCUCAAAGGACUACUGGGUCUACCUGAGGAGGAGACCGAGCUGGAGAACCUGACAGAGUUCAACACGGCCCACAACAAGCGUAUCUCCACCCUGACCAUUGAGGAUGGAAACCUGGACAUCGUGAGGCCCAAGAGGAAGAGGAGGAGCAGCAGGGUCUCCUUCAGCGAGGAGGAGGAGGUCAUCAACCCAGAGGACGUGGACCCGUCAGUAGGGCGCUUCAGGAACAUGGUACAGACUGCUGUUGUCCCUAUCAAGAAGAGGAAGAUGGAGGGUCACGUUUCACUAGGUCUGGAGGACUCUGUGGCCAGACGCAUGCAGAACUUCCCCUUCAGUGGAGGGCUCUAUGGAGACCUCCCACCCACCAGUGGAGAGGCCGGCUCCCUCCCCGCCGCGGCCCAGGCUGGAGCUACUAUCCUGGGGGGCCUGCCGCUGGUCUUCCCUAACCCUGCUCCAGAGGUGGACCUCUCCCCCACCUCAGCCUCAGCACAGACCUCCGUCACCCUCAACCCUGCUGCUAACCCUGCCCCUGGACCAUACACGGCCGAGGCGCUCAACGAACCACGCAAGAAGAAAUACGCCAAGGAGGCGUGGCCAGGGAAGAAGCCCACGCCUUCUCUUCUGAUAUAGGUCGUAUUCAAAAUGGCACCCUAUUUCCCUUAGUGCACUACAAAGUUAAUGCACUAUAUAAGGAAUAGUGUGCCAUUUCAAAUUUGCACAUAGCACCUCCCUGGACAAUGUAAUGGGAGGGGUUAGUAUUAGUUAGGAGAGUGGUUACAUCUCUGAACAACCAAUCAAUCAAAACUUCCUGUACUGUACAAGCUGUGACAAAGGGAUAUAUAAGCAACCCUGAUAUAGGGAAACGUUUGUAAAAGAUAAUAUAUUAUUAUGGUUUGGAUGGUUUUUUGUUGUUGGUCUGUCUGAUUCAAAUGUAUAUUAUAACAUGUUUUGUUUUUUAUUGCUCAUCUCACUUGUACUGACAAAGUAGUGUCUGUCUGAGCUCAGAUUAGGCUUCUUGAAGCUUAUCAUACGACUUACUGUAACAGAUUGGUGCAUAUGAACCAUUUGUUUUACAGGUUUAUUUAUUCUAAACUAAAUGAAACACCGCUCUGUUACAAAAACAAUCUUAUACAUUUGCUAUUCACUCUGAAUUUGUGGAUAUUUUAAGUGCCGUUGGUUUCACUGAAAACCAUGUUACUGUCAAGACAGGGUAAAGUUAACCAGACAAAGUCCAAUAGACAUUUUAGUAAUCCACUCAGACAAGGCUAUGAACCGAGGGUCAAAAUUGUCUUUAAAGAAAUUAGGAAGAAACAAACCAGUUUUUGUGUGAGACAGUCGUUAUGUUUUUGCUAUUUUUAUACAAUUAUUCGACAGUUGGUUGAAAUGGAACCCAUUAUUGGCAGAUAUGUAUGAAAUUCAGUUAAAAAAUAAAUAAUUUUUUAACCUUUA
Messenger RNA from Oncorhynchus nerka (sockeye salmon), 2541 nucleotides. RefSeq names its product nuclear inhibitor of protein phosphatase 1-like. Gene Ontology annotation, cellular component: nuclear speck. The coding region runs from base 655 to 1722 and encodes 355 amino acids. NCBI's taxonomy places the organism in Eukaryota, Metazoa, Chordata, Actinopteri, Salmoniformes, Salmonidae. Gene Ontology annotation, molecular function: mRNA binding; protein binding; protein serine/threonine phosphatase inhibitor activity. The record is from RefSeq and is a predicted model, not a curated record. The transcript is spliced from 7 exons.